UGCGCAGGAGAACGAGGAGAGGCGUGAGAGACGAUGACGGAUAUGGAGCUGUCGGGCUCGGCGCGCCUCGGCGUGGAGCUGAGCGCCGACCCGGGGCUGAUGGACGCGGCCGCGUUUCGCGCCGUGGUGCGGGACGCGUACGCGGCGCUCGGCGAUAAAGAGACCGGGGGGAGCCGCAGUGUGGAGGAGUCGUCGGGCGGCGCGGCCGUGAACGCGGCCACCCUCAAGCUGUGCCACUCGGGGCUGCUCGCCCUGGCCCUCGAGGCCGCCCGACACGGCCUCGACCCUGCUCGGCUGGGGCAGUGGAUGGAGGAUUUUAAGUUCAGCGCUGACCGAGUGGCAAUAUUUACUACGGCUUACCAGGAUAAUCUAGCUGAUAUGAAACUGCUGCUUGGACGAUUGGGUCACGCACCACGGACACUUGUUGAUGUCACCUGGCGUCUGGAUUACCACAUUAAGAACAGUCAUCUGCAGAAGGUUGAUGAGCCAUACUACCAGAUCACCCUACACACAGAGGUUGGAUGUGAAGCUUCACUCUGUCCUGUAACAUUCACUUGCAACAGGGAGCAACUCCAGAAACUGUGCCGUGUGUAGGAUCUGCUGGGGAAACUCAAAGACGCGGCCAAGAGUCUAGAGAAGGCAGCCCAGGUCUGAAGUUGUUACGAUGGCUGGCUGGGAAAGCAGCAACAAAGUCCCACACCCUUAAUGAAGUCUCCACUCGCACCUGGUGCUCUUCCAACAACUCUCUGGACGUGCCUUGGCCUUGACACAUGCAUAUUAUGUUCGUAAGCAGCAUUCGCUUUACAAGGUGUUUUCAUCGUCCAUUUGGAGUGAUAAAAAUAUCCAAAAAAUGUUCAGUCAUAUUGCUUCAGUUCGUAAAUAAAAAGGAAGUUAAUAAGAUUCACCAUACAAUUUUGGAUCAGGCCACGUAACGAUCUGACAAAAAUAAAGUUGCAAGACCCUCCACUAUCCAACACGGCCAAACUAAAUAAAAUUGUCACGUGUGCAAUGAUGGUCAGGUCACGUACUGGUCAGAUCUUUGUGUGGCCUUACCCAAAAGUCAAUUAUGAAUAAUAGCAUUGGCUGCAAAUGCCUGUGUGUGACAUUUAAUAAAGAAACUGUAUGGUCUACUUUUAAAUAAAUAGUAUACCGUGCAGUGAAAAGGUGCAAUGUAAUGUUUAUUUGAAGACCCAAGCAUUCACUUGACAUUUUCAUAAUUGUUAUGACACUUCUCUGUGGAUUGAAAUGUGGAUGUUUAAAACAUCCACGUUCCACAUGUACUCCUAGAAACACCGUUUCAAAUGCUCAAUUAUUCGUAUUUUACAAGGGAGGUUAGGAAGUGUGAAAAAUUAUAAAAAAAAAUAACCGUUGAUGUAUGACUUUCCUCUAAUAUGAACAUGUGGAAAUGUGUGUGAUACAUAAUGUCUCUUACAAUGUUUGAAGAGAGGCACGUGACCUGCAGUUCUGCAUUGUUAUAGCCCACGCUGAACACUGCCACUUGUGAAUUUCAUGGUUGCAGACGCAUGGUGUUGCAUUUAUUUUACAGGGCCAAUGUACAUGACGUUCAAAACGCAGUGGUGGGCAGGAGAGAUUUAUCCAGAUUACAAAACACGCGUUGAAUUUAAUUUUAAAGCACUUGUGAUUUUUAGAGCGGGACACUGCACGAUUUUGAGGACUAAUCUCAGCUGACCUUUCCUGGAGACGAUGGUAAUUGUGGAAAGAUCAGGAUGACACUUCCGGGUUUGACCCGGACCGUCUGGCAAUUGACCUCUCUGGGUAACAGAAAUAGAUUUUGCACUGAGAUCUGGUCCCAGUAUUAUGUUGAAUUGUAAUAUAGUAUUCUGCACAGUUUUGAUGAUAGACCCAGGCUGACUGGGAAAUAGGUCUGGGUUUGACCUGUGGUAAAGAUGGCCAUGCUCCUGGGAGAUUGGCACAAACGCGACGGGGUCUUGGGAGGAGUACCUGUAAUCUCACCGGUUCGAAGCGGGAUGGUUACCAUUAAAUUACUUCGUUCAGAUUGCAUUCCGAUAUUCCCUGUACAGUUAUGAUGAUGGUGUCUGCACGUCAGGGUUUGUGCACCGAUGUUCAUGGGUAAUUUAAGUUGGUGACAAUGCAGCUGUGUGUUUAGUUCCAACUGCUGUGUGAUGCUCAUGAGUUAUGAUUAUAUUAAAUACGUUGAAAUCUG
This is a messenger RNA of Petromyzon marinus (sea lamprey), 2185 nucleotides long. It is a transcript of the gene COMMD3, whose product is annotated as COMM domain containing 3. NCBI's taxonomy places the organism in Eukaryota, Metazoa, Chordata, Hyperoartia, Petromyzontiformes, Petromyzontidae. The record is from RefSeq and is a predicted model, not a curated record. Gene Ontology annotation, biological process: sodium ion transport.